GAAAAGAUAUUUCCCGCCUCCCAAUAUCCUGCUGAGGCUUAAUGAGUUUGCUUUCCACAUUAAUUAGGUGCUUGAUCCACUUCAGGAAAGGCGAUAUUAAAAUGGGUUAUCUGAAACAAAUUGACCUGGAAAACUUCAAGUCAUGGCGAGGGAAACACGUUAUUGGUCCCUUUAUGCGUUUUAAUUGUAUAAUUGGCACAAACGGAUCCGGCAAGUCCAAUGUGAUGGACGCCCUGAGUUUCACCCUGGGGGAACGGCCUCCCUCCUUACGAGUGAAGCACCUCAAAGACUUGAUCCACGGAGCCCAAAUCGGCAAGCCCGUGUCCAACACCGCUCGUGUCGCCAUGCGGUACUGUGAUGAUGAAGACCAGGAGACCAUCUUCUGUCGGAGUAUCACUGGGGAUUCCUCAGAGUAUCAAAUCAAUGGCGUACACGUUAGCCUUGCCAAAUACAUGGAGGCGCUCAAGAGGAUUGGCAUUGUGACCAAGGCUCGAAACUGUCUGGUGUUCCAGGGGGCAGUGGAGUGCAUAGCUUUGAAGGACCCAAAGGAGAGGACCAAGAUGUUCGAGCUCAUCAGUCAGUCGAGCGAGUAUGCUGCAGAGUAUGAUAAGAAGAAAGAGGCCCUGCUGAAGGCCAAAGAGGACACACAGUUCCACUUCACCAAGAAGAAAUCGGCCACUGCUGAGAAGAAACAGGUGGCCCAGGAAAACAUAGAGGCUCAGAGGUACAAGGCACUGGUGGAUGAACUUCACCAAAACCACCUUCAGCUGAGCCUGGCUGAGCUAUACCAUAAUGAGAAGGGCAUCAGUGUCCUUAAUGACACUUUAAGGCAGAAACAACAGGAUGCAGCGGCUAUGAAUGAUAAACUGGUGAACUGGGAGCAGAUGGUCAAAACCCAAAAGAAGGAACAUGGCCGUCUCACUAGGCAGCAGCAGCAACUCGAGAAGGAGAUCCGUGCCCAGGAGGCUGUCCUGUCCCAGUGUCAGUCCCAGUACAUCAAAGUCAAGGUGAACACCUCCCAUCACAUGAAAAGAGCCGAGGAGCUCCAUAACACCCUUAAGGAGAGUCAGAAGCUACUGGCCAGUAAAGAGGCGCAGCUGGCAGAGGAUCGGAAUGAGGUGGCUGAGCUGGUGAGGACCUGGAGAAACUACGAGAAGCAGCAGCAGGAAGCCUUCCAUGGGAGAGACAUUGAGCUGGAUGAGGAUCAGCUAGAGAAAUACAAUGAGCUGAAAGAGCAGGCCCGAAAGCAGAGUGCUGUGCUCAACCAGCAGGCUGAGAAACUCAACUGGGAGGUGAAAGCGGACUACGAAAAGUUGGCUUUCGACCAGCACAGAAAGACGGAAGUGGAGGUUAGUAUCAAGAACCACCAGUCCCAGCUGGGACAUCUGACAGGCAGAGCAGAAAAGCUGGAGGAGUACACCAAGAGCUGCAUGACGUCUCUCAAAGAGUACCAUCAGCAGGAGGUGAGUCUGAGUGCAGAGCUAGAGCGGGGCAGCCAACGCAUUAUAGAAGUGAACCAGGAACUAGGUCAAGUGCUGGAAGAGCUGGGGAACGCCCGUCUGGACAGCCAGGAGAGCAGACGCCAGCUGCAGCGCAAAGAGGUGCUAGAGAAGCUGUGCAGACUCUACCCUGAAAGUGUGUAUGGCCGACUCUCUGACUUGUGCAGUCCCAUCCAUAAGAAGUACCAGCUGGCUGUCACCAAGGUCUUUGGCCGCUACAUGAAUGCUAUUGUGGUGACCUCAGAGAAAGUGGCCCGUGACUGUAUAAGUGUCAUUAAGGAGCGGCGAGCUGAACCCGAAACCUUCCUGCCCAUAGACUACUUGGAUGUGAGUCCUCUGAAUGAGCGACUGAGAGAGGUGCCCGGUGCCAAGAUGGUAGUGGAUGUUGUGAAGGUUACUGCUGCCACAGGUGCUGCCCAGCUUAGAAAGGUGGUGCAGUUUGUCUGUGGUAAUGCCUUGGUGUGCGAGACCAUCAAAGAAGCCCGGAGUGUGGCUUUUGACAGGCAGGAACGCCUUAAGACAGUAGCUCUGGAUGGCACACUGUUUGCCAAGUCAGGUGUGAUCUCUGGAGGCUCCAGUGACCUGCGGACCAAAGCUCGCUGCUGGGAGGAGAAGGAGAUGACACUGCUGAAGGAACGCAAGGAGCAGCUGACAGCAGAGCUCCGCGACUUAAUGAGGCUGAAGCGGAAGGAGGAAGACUUGAAACAGAUCGUUGCGCAGUCUCAAGGUGCUCAGACCCGCCUCAAAUGUGCCAAGACGGAGCUGGAAAACCUUCGCAAGAAAAGCAUCCCUAAAUACCAAGCGGAGAUUUCUCGUAUGGAGAGUGAAUUAGCAAACCUGGACCCUCAGAUCCAGAUGCAGCAGGAGAGCAUGGAAGCAAAGAAUGCAGCAAUGAGGUCGAUCAGAGACCAGAUCGACCAGAUGGAGGACUUGGUCUUUUCGGACUUCUGUGCUGAGAUUGGUGUAGCUAGCAUUCGAGAGUAUGAGCAGGUGCACCUGAAACAGCAGACAGAGCUUGACAAGAAACGGCUGGAGUUUGAGAGACAUUGCAACCAGCUGAAAACAAAGCUUGAGUUUGAACAAGGCCAUGUGGAGCAGCAGAGGCAGAAGCUCCUUAUAAUGGAGGAGCUCAUCAACAAAGAGGAGAGAGUGUUGGCUGAGCAGAGGAAGGAUGAGGAGAAGUUGCUAGUGGAGGUGGGGCACUGUCAGAGCAAAUUGCUGGAUAUGAAGAACCAGCUGGUGUCUAAGAAGAGCCAAGUGGUCAACGCCAAGGUUGAUUUAGACCACAAAACCCAGAGCCUCAAAGAGAUCAACAGAGAGUUGGUGACGCUCCAGAAGGAAGUGAAUCAUGAAGAGACAGCUUUGGAGCAGAAACGCAUGGCCAGACACAACUUACUGCUCUCCUGCAAGAUCCAGGAUCUGCCCAUCACUCUGCUUUCUGGGAGUUUGGAUGAAAUCAGUGAGAUGCAGCUGGACACAGAAUCUGAAAGCACCUCAGCCACCAUGCAUAUCUACGAGAGAGAGGCACAACUAGUCAUCGAUUACUCUGGACUGGAGGCGGAGUUCAAGGAUCUGCAGACAGAGAAGGAGGUGAAGGCCUAUCUAGAGAAGCUGAAGGAGUCAAUCUCCACCAGAGAGGGAGUGCUGCAACGCACCACUGCACCCAAUCUGAAGGCGCUGGAGAAGCUGUGUGAGGUGAAGGACAAGUUACAGGGAGUGACAGAAGCCUUUGAUGCCAGCACCAGAACAGCCAGGAAGUGCAGUCAGGAGUUCGAGCAAGUCAAAGCCCAGCGCUUCCGCCUCUUCAGCCAGUGCUUUGAGCAUGUGGCUGUUGUAAUCGACCAGAUCUAUAAAACAAUUUGCAGGAACAGCAGCGCUCAGGUGACCAGUUUCAUUAGGGAGGAGUCCAGGAAGAACAUGCAGGUCAUUGUCAUCUCUCUGAAAGAGGAGUUCUUCUCCAAGGCCGACGCUUUGCUUGGAGUCUACUCAGAUUUUGAUGACUGUAUGUUCAGCCACAUUCUGACCCUGGACCUGCGUCCCUACCCUUUGCCUGAAGAAGACAUUGGGGAAGAGAAUGACAAGGAGCCCAGAGCGGUCAGAAAACAGGGUGCAGGUGUCCUGGAAUUGCCUUCAUGAAGGACUUAAUUGCUUUUCUUUUUCAUUUUUUUCAGUCAGUUUUUCUUAACAUGGUCAGCUGUUUGAGUCAAUCUAUAGGCAAACGAAUUAUCUUAAACACCACACAAUGACCUCUGUGUUCCGUUUUAGGUUGUUUUACUAAAAAAUUGACUUCAGUAAAUAGAUUUUUGUAAUUCAUUGAAACAGUUUUCUGAGGUCACAGUUUGAACCUCCAGCUAUCUGGUGCCUGACUGGACUAGUGGGCCAGUUUCAGAGCUUGCUCUGUUUGUAUUUAGGGAUCUCGGUUCAUGUUUUUAGAAUGGUGUUGUUGUUGUCUAACGUCCGGGAUGUUUCAUGUUAUUCUACAGUUUGAAAUAUUGGUAUAUUACUCCUUUGUUUUUAUACUUGUUAAUUGUAAUUGAAAGGUUUUGUGUUCGAUUUAGGACUUUUGCUAGAGCUUAAAUAAAUCUUAAAUCUAGA
Monopterus albus (swamp eel) is the source of this 4094-nucleotide messenger RNA. Its product is annotated as BLOC-1-related complex subunit 5. Bases 42 to 3635 code for a protein of 1197 amino acids. Gene Ontology annotation, biological process: organelle transport along microtubule; lysosome localization; positive regulation of anterograde synaptic vesicle transport. The transcript is spliced from 23 exons. Gene Ontology annotation, cellular component: chromosome; nucleus; cytoplasmic side of lysosomal membrane. Gene Ontology annotation, molecular function: ATP hydrolysis activity; protein binding; DNA binding. NCBI's taxonomy places the organism in Eukaryota, Metazoa, Chordata, Actinopteri, Synbranchiformes, Synbranchidae. The record is from RefSeq and is a predicted model, not a curated record.